Messenger RNA from Helicoverpa zea (corn earworm), 2623 nucleotides. RefSeq lists its product as uncharacterized. The transcript has 2 exons. Lineage: Eukaryota; Metazoa; Arthropoda; Insecta; Lepidoptera; Noctuidae. Bases 1 to 1623 code for a protein of 540 amino acids. The record is from RefSeq and is a predicted model, not a curated record.
AUGGACAAAGAUCUAAGAAUUCUAGAAGAUAUAAAAACGCAAAUUGAAAAAGGCCUAAUCAACUUUAAGAAGUCGCCGAAAGACAGGAUUGACCAACAUUAUGUGGAAACAAGGCAACAAAUGUUGGAACGAUUAUUUACCACCUUCUCAUCAAAAUAUGAAGCUAUGGUUGGCGACUACGGAAGCGGCAAGAUAGCGAAUUAUUUUCAAGGCGAUGUUUUUGAAGCAACAUCAGAGACGUAUUUAUGUUAUCAGGUUCAGCUUAAGAAAACUAUGUCCACAUUUAAUACCAUAAAAUGUAAGUCCAGUGGCGAAGGUUCAUCAGACAAUUCGCGACCAUCUGUCACAAAAUUACCAAAAAUUCAAAUUCCUAUUUUCAGUGGGAAGUACACUGAAUGGACAUCGUUUAGAGAGUUGUUUAUAUCACUGAUUCAUAAUAAUUCCAUGUUAGACGAUGUUCAGCGGUUACAUUAUCUCAAAACUCAAUUGUCUGGUGAAGCUGAGCAACUCAUAAGACAUGUUCCUGUCACUCAAGCUAACUACAAAAUAUGUUGGGACAUGAUCGAAAGUCGGUAUAAUAAUAAAAAGUACAUUUCAAAUUGUAUUUUGCAGCGGUUGUUCAAUCAAAAAGCGGUAAACGUAGACUCUUCUAGUGCCCUAAAGGGACUUCUUGAUGUGACAAAUGAUUGUUUGCAUCAAUUGUCAAAUCUCGGUAUAAAUGUAAAAACAUGGGAUGUGAUUGUAAUUUAUAUUAUAAGUUUGAAGCUGGACGUAGAAUCUAGGAAGCAGUGGGAACUGCAAGUCAACCAAUCAUCAUCCGUGGAUUUUCCGUCUUGGUUACAAUUUCAAGAGUUUUUGGAGACUCGUUUCCGGGCUCUUGAAUUUAUUCAGCCUACUGGUAAGCCCAAGGUCUUGUAUAGUUACACAACAUCUCACCCCAAAGAAGUAAAUGACGUUACAAAGAUGUCAUGUCCACAUUGUGCCGAAACUCACAGAUUAUUCAACUGCAAGAAGUUCUGCAAGGAGGAAGUCGAACAGCGCCGUAAUAUUGCACAAUCUUUAGGUUUGUGUUUUAACUGUCUAGGAAAGAAUCACACAACCAAAGUUUGUAAAUCACUCACCACAUGCCGUUUCUGCCAGCGCAAACAUCACACCUUAUUACACCUCAGGAACUAUAGUAUACCAAGCACGGAUGCUGGUUCUAGCGAACCAACACCACAGCAGACCACUAACCUCGCAACUCAUCUUUUAAAGGGUAUCGCUCCGGGACGAGUCCUGUUAGCCACAGCUCUUAUAAGAGCCGAGUCAAAAGAUGGGUCCACUCAAGUACUACGAGCCUUGCUGGAUCAAGGAUCGCAGGCGUCAUUUAUAACUGAAGCAGCAGCGCAGUUACUUCGUCUAAAGAGGAUUGGUAGCAAAACCAAGAUAGCAGGUAUAGGAGGUAAUCAGAGCGGCGUUAGCGUUGUCUCCAAUUACACUGACGCUUGGAGAAAAUCAGCGCCGAGUCAGCCAGAAAUCGUAAUAACGCUGUUUAUCUUCCUCAUCAUGCUGUGGUUAGAGAAGAUAAGCUGGCUACUAAAGCAAGGGUGGCCUAUGAUACAUCGUUCAAGGGAACAAAUGUAGUUUCAUUGAAUGACACCUUAAUGGUAGGACGCACCCUCCAGGCAGACUUGCGGCAUAUUGACGACUCCAAGCAUCCAUAUCAUUCCGAAACGUAGGUCAAGAUCAUAGUCAAGAUGUAUACGAUGCGCAGUCACGACAAGAAAUCAGCCGAGAAGAGAAGAGAAUCGACAGAACUUGUUUGUAGAGUAACACCGAUAUACGAUAUACUUGCUACAAAGGAUGUAUUUGCCUAUUUGUAUGAACUUCUGUUCACAUUGUGGCAGUUUCAAAUUGAUCAACAGCAGGAUUUCUGUCUUGUUAACGUUUUGUCGCUCGACUGCUAAAGGAAUGGUAUAAGGGUUUCUACGUAGGCGCAACAGGGAGUAGUCACACAUUUCUUUCAGAGGCAUAAGUGGACAUCUAGAAUUCCUGAAUAAAAGCAAGGCGAUGUUGUGUUAUUAAAGAAGAUGACUUAUCUCCAGCCAAAUGGUUGUAUGGUCAAGUUGAACAAGUGCAUCCUGGAAAGGAUGGUAUCACGCGCGUCGUCACACUUCGGUGUAAAGACACCUUGAUGAAACGUCCAGCUUCAAAGCUAUGUUUACUCUCCAUUAUGUAAAUAUGUUUAGUUCGAAAACGCAGUUAAUGUUAUGUUAACCUUAUAGUUUUUGAUACAAGUAAAUUGUUUUGUAAAUGCAUUAUACUAUUAGUAAGUAAGUUUUGAAGCCAUUAGUUAUUUAUUACAAACCGUCGUAUCAUUAUUACUGUUCACUGAUCGUUUGAUAAAUUCUAUUAUACAUAUACAGUCCAUUGCUCUAUUUAAGUACUUUCGAUCAUAGUGGGCGGUAAUAAAAAGGAAUAAAUUCCUUUUAGUGGGCGGUAUGUUCAGGAUUCCCGGUAUAUGUUGUCUCGUAUGCGACUAGAUGGCGUUGCCGCGUUUAAAUGCAGGCUAUGGUUUCGUUACCAAAAAUAGUAUAAGUUGCAUUUUGACAUUAUAUUAAAGGUCUUGCUAUUUUGAAGAGUG